AUGAGCCACCCGACGGCGCCCAUGGACCUGAGCGCACUGCUUGCGCACCCCCCUUCCCCGUCGACCACACACCCUGCAUCCAACGUCUACGACGGACCGCCACCACUCUCCUGCGCCAUCGAGCAGCCAACCUCGACAGCGCCAGCGGACCACGAUGCAGUGCCACGGCAUCGCGCCCAGGACACCCCCGAGGCAGCAGCACCUGUGUACGACAGUGCACAGUUGCUGCCCCACCCACCCUUGUCGACCUUGUCGACUCCCCUAUCAUCCAUCCCACCUCUGCAAAUUCAAUGCCCUGACUCUUAA
This is a messenger RNA of Sparassis crispa, 306 nucleotides long. RefSeq lists its product as hypothetical. The transcript has a single exon. The record is from RefSeq and is a predicted model, not a curated record. The coding region runs from base 1 to 306 and encodes 101 amino acids. Lineage: Eukaryota; Fungi; Basidiomycota; Agaricomycetes; Polyporales; Sparassidaceae.